CGCACGCACACACUCACACACACACAUCUCAUAUGCAUACGUAAUUAUACAGACAGACCUUGCCACCCUCAUCCUCCACCAACCCUCUCACCCCCCACUAUCUGAUGACUCCCCGACGAGGAGUUGGACGUGGUACGAAACCGACUGUAGCAUCAUCAUCACCACCACCACCACCACCACCACCAUCAUCCCCAUCUUCAACACUACCACGGUCAUCAUCACCAUCCUCCCCCUCUUCCUCGCCACUACCAUGUCCUCGUCGUCGCGCAAGAUCUCCUCCGAGUCUUUCAGCAGCUCGGUGGGCUCGGACUGCGGGCUUGAGAGCCCCGGGGGAGAUGGGGGUGACGGCGGUCUGGAGACGGCGGAGGAGAGCAGAGGCUGCCCCUUCUCCUCGUUCCCCUCCUCCCACAGAGCGGUGCUCUGGAACGGCCGCAGCCCCGCCGACAGGUCUGCGUGCCCGGCGGGCGAGGAGCAGCAAGUACCCCACAAGAGGGUCACCAGGAGGAGACGGGUGAACCUGGACUCGUUGGGGGAGAGCCUGAGACGACUUACAUCACCCAUGACACAGACUGUUCAAGAGGCUCUACAACGAACUCUCCAAUACUACAGACAACAAGAGAUCAGGUGUCAGGAAGUUGCUAGUGAGGAGAGAAGAAGAGAGAAAAGAGAAGAUAAGUGCCCAUUCCUCGAAAAUUCUGGCUCAGAGGAAGAUGUUCUCCAAAUCCUGCAAUACAUGGCCACCAUUCUGGGAGUACCAUUCUGUGAGCUGCGAGAGCACUUUGGAGAAGAGUUCUUCAGCCUUUGCUUUGAAGAAAACGAACGAGUGCUUCGGGCUGUAGGCGGCAACCUCCAGGACUUCUUUAAUGGCUUUGACGCCAUUUUGGAACACAUUCGCACCUCUACAGGUCGCCGUGCCUCAUCUGAGAGCCCCUCCUUCCAGUGUAAGGAUCCCCAAGAGGAGGAGACAGGGAGAAGAAAAUUGGACAGUGUUGGAGAGCGAGGAGAAGGAGAGGUUAGAGGGAAGUUGUUGCUUCUUCAUUGUUUCAACCCGGCCCCUGUUGUUGGACUGGUCAUGCCUGGGCUAAUUAGAGCUGUUGCGAGGCGGAUCUUUCAUUCAGAAGUUGAGGUGGAGGAAGUGCCACCUCUUACUCCCUUAUUACCUAAUGAAGAUACAGAACACGCAGACGGUGACUCAGCAACCCCGACCCCAACUGCAUCACCCACUGCCUCGCCCUCUUCCUCCCCGUCCCCACCCUCUCCUUUCCAUACGUCGGUUCCCACAGUUUGCUUGUCCUUCCAAAUCACAGAGACUUGCCCACCUACCCUCUCCUCCUUCCCAAAUGCUGCCCCCGUGAGCACUAAACGGCCCCCGCACUCACUCUCCACCAACCCCAGUGUGCGCAUUGGCCUGGCUACGUUUUGCCGUGCCUUUCCAUUUCACCUGGUCCUUGGGCCUCACAUGGAGCUACUUCAGCUUGGAGAAGGGUUGAGGAGACAGGCUCGCAUUGAGCCUCAUCGAAACCUCUCAUUCAGGGACUGUUUCGAGAUUGUCUCACCCAAGAUGGAGCCGUCGUUCCGGGGCAUUCUUCUUAGGCUUGCGUCCCCAUUUACAAUCCGUACAAGGCCUGAUACCACACAGACAGGCACCAAGGAGAAGGUCAUGGAGUUAAAGGGUCAGAUGAUCCAUGUGCCCGAGUCGUGCUCCCUGAUGUUUCUGGGCUCCCCACGUGUUGAUAAGCUAGAGGAGCUGAUGGGCAGGGGCCUCCACUUGUCAGACAUCCCCAUCCAUGAUGCCACACGAGACGUUAUCCUGGUGGGGGAGCAGGCCAAGGCCCAGGACGGCCUGAAGAAGAGAAUGGACAAACUUAAGGCCACUUUAGAGCGGACUCAUCAGGCCCUGGAGGAGGAAAAGAGGAGAACCGUGGACCUCCUUUAUUCCAUAUUUCCUGGUGAUGUGGCACAGAAACUGUGGCAGGGUCAGCCAGUACCGGCUCGCAAAUUCGAUGAUGUCACAAUGUUGUUCUCAGACAUUGUGGGCUUCACUGCAGUGUGUGCCCAGUGCACACCCAUGCAGGUCAUCUCCAUGCUGAACGAGCUUUACACGCGCUUUGACUACCAAUGUGGCAUUCUGGAUGUUUAUAAGAUCGAGACAAUAGGUGAUGCCUACUGUGUGGCAGGCGGACUCCACAAGAAGGUUGAUAGUCAUGCAAAGCCAAUCGCACACAUGGCUCUGAAGAUGAUGGAACUUUCUGAAGAAGUGUUGACACCUGAUGGGAGACCUAUUAAGCUAAGGAUAGGUAUCCACACAGGCUCGGUGCUUGCUGGCGUGGUCGGGGUUAAAAUGCCUCGGUAUUGCCUGUUUGGGAACAAUGUGACACUGGCCAGCAAGUUUGAAUCAGGGAGCCAGCCAAGGUGUAUCAAUGUUAGCCCCACAACUUACCAGUUGCUGAAGGAUGACCGUUCUUUUUCAUUCGUCCCUCGAUCACGGCUGGAGCUCCCAGAGAACUUUCCCAAAGAGAUCCCAGGGACAUGUUACUUUCUGGAGGCAGGGACUUCUCACAGCCAUGCCUCGCUGACCAGCUCUCGCUCGGCUCCCCCAGCCUCUAUGAGGAAAGUCUCCUACAGCAUCGGGACCAUGUUUCUAAGAGAAACAAGUUUGUAGGGUCGGAGCACAGACUUGUAUUAAGAGAUACUCAUCAUGUGAGGGGGCAAGUUUUGAACCUGUUUAAAUGUGCAGGAAAUUAAUUUCACAGAUCUAUGGAUAUGCAAAUGCAAUGGAUGUAAACUUGGAUUCAGACCUGGGCGAUGACUUUGAAACUUUGAAAAUGACUACGAAUGAAACUUUAAAAGAUUCUCUCAUCAUUGGCGAAAAAAAAAAAAGGAACAAAAGGCCCUCAUCUUCCUCUGGAGAGGGGGAUAUGCUUCAAACGACUCAAGGAACAGCAGCUAUGCUCGUUUCACGUAGACCCUAAAACAAGGACUGACUUGGUCAAUUAGCAGAGAAACCUAAAUAUAAAACGUGAUGAUCUUGCUGGUUUCAUGAGCUUCAUACCUGGUAUCUAGCUUUCUCCAUUGGCCCUUUCUCCCAGGUGGCUCUCAACAAGGCUUGGAGAAAACCUGGACACAGACUGGUGUUGCACUGGUUAGAGAUCAACAGAAUUGCGGAGAAAGAACAAAUCUGCUUUCAAUUCAAAAGUGGAUGAUGACCAAUGACGACGUAUGAACUUUGAAAAGAUGGCAACAUCCCACAAAUGUUUGCUGUGCAUCAUGGCCUCUUAUACAGGGAAGUCAACUGAUAAAGAACAAUAUAACUCCCCCUCAUCCCCCUCUAACUGUUACUAAAUCCUGUCAUGCUCUACCAAACUCAAAUCUAACAUCUGCUGCUCCUUACAUCAACCCACAGUAGGACCAGGUUGUGGGAUCAGGGGGACACACUGAGAGGCACAUACAAGUAGAUAUGUUUUAAUAGGGGUCAAGACAAGAAAUGCCAAAAUGGCUAGGACUAAGCUAAUCUUAGAGCCUUUUCUGCUUCUAACCUAUUGCAAACUAUAGCCGACAACAGUCCAGCCAAUUCAUCGCAAAUAAUAUGCUAGGACUGAAAAUUAAACCCAGCUCUGUGCCUUUUUUACCGCUUAAGUCAGGACAAGUAUAAGAUGAAUACAUUUGUAAUAUUUGAACCGAAUAAAACACAGAGAGAGCUUCAUUUAUCAUCUUUCAAUUUGUUGAAUAUUUUUUUAAAUUUCUGUUCAGCUACAACAGAGUGAGCCUCUUUGAUGACGUUAUGAUAUGUGCCAAAGGUUAAGAGUCACAAAUUUGAACCUGUGACGUCAACUUAUGGUAGGCGCCUUGUCCCAUCCCAUCAAGCUACCGGGACACUAAUUGUGUCUUACUUUUAGAAAGAUGUAAUCAGCUCUCCUUAAAUAGUUCAGAUAUUAGAAAUGCUGUUUUGUUUUCCAGAUCAACCAAUACCAAUAAUGCCCAGAAAUAUUACUAAUACUGUAAUACUUAACUAACAUAUGAAGCAUGCUCAACAUGGUUCCCAUUUUUUUUUCUCAUUGUUCUCAGCCAUGUGGAUAUAAAAGCUUUCACUCGCCCCCUGCAAGGAAAUUCACUUAGGAGGAACCUCAUGCCUUCCAGAUACAUCCACAUCGCUCAAUAACCCAGAAAAUCUGUCAGAAGUUUUUGUCUGAGAGAAUAGUCAACAUACAUUUCAAAAGUGAAGGGAUCAUGAAAAAAGGACUUUCAGUAUUUCAGAGACUGGGCACAUUUGGAUGAUUUACACAACACACAAACAUGGCUGCCAUUUCCCUCGUUGACAUACAUGGACGUGACUCUAAUUACCGUACAUGUUCAUAAGCAUUAAUUAAGCAUUAGUCUCCAUGACAUGUCAACAGAAAUGUUUUUUUAUCUAACGUGUAUGCAAAGAUGAAUCAAAAUCACAUUCUAGUUGCAGCGUAUUAUUGAUGAGCUUGGAUAAAAUUCUCUAACAAUUUAGUUCGUUUAAAUUUAGACAAAUAGUAUAACGUGUAACGAUAUAACGAUUACCUCCUUGGGGAAAAUGCUACAGCAUACACGAUAUGGUUUAACUGACGAAUAAGAUGAUCACUCAAAUAAUAACAGCUUCUCUUGAAAUUGCAAUACAUAUUAGUGACUAUAGGAAACUGUGGAACUAGUAUAAAUUAACUUUAAUUGACAAAAUUGCCCACGAAUGGGAAACGUGUAAGCUGCUACAGUAUGUCACUACAUUUGCCAAAUGACCAACUGGUUGCUGAACCUCUUAAAUGAUUCAACGAAAAUGUGCCAAUUGAUUUCUGAGACACCACCAGCACAGGGUAAUGUUGCUGCUAAAGUAAAUGUGUGCUACCUGCUGUCUGUGUACUUUCGGACCAACACAUUUUGACACUUUUUCAGCUCUGUGGCAUUGACAGGGGAUUCGUCAGGAACAUGAACUGGCUAUGCUAUGUUAAACACAGCUUGAAGGGAAAGCAUCAGAAGGAUAAUUUACCUCUGACACAAAGACUAAGGACCAUCUGGCUCAGUUUCACCAUCUAAGAGACAAUGUGCCCUCUAACUGAGAUAAACACCAGCAUAAUACAGCAGUGUGUUCAAGCAAGGAUGGUAAGAUGAGAAGCAGUGAAGUCCAAAAGGUAUCUGUUUGACCUUCUGACUGUUUGAGCCAGACAUUUUCUACAAGUGCCAAAAAAAUUCAGUCAAAGGUCAUUAUGCGAUAAAAUAAUCAAAUUCUCUCAUCAGAUUCUCUGUUAGCGUUACCAUCACAAAUCUUGAAGCCGUUGCACUCAUUCAGGUCUUCAUACUUUUUGUCGCUUAGAGUAGACACUUUUGAAAAUAAUUUUCCAUACAAUUUGUAGUCCAUAGAGACAACAUGGACUUGGAAAAAUAACAACAACUGAUAAAUCCAACCAUGUAGCACACACAUGGAUAAUUUUAUCCUAAAUAUCAGGUAUUAUAGCAUAACAGAAAUAUGUAUUUUAACCAAUAACUAGAUGUAAUGAAGUGUUAGGACUAGAAAACAUAUUUACAGUAUAAAUUGAAUUAAGACACGUUGAAAUUUAAAAUCUUAAUAAGUAGCUUAAUUUCAUUUUGGAGCUUGCUACACCUGUUGGAUAGCACUGAGAUGUUAACAGUUAAUAGCUCUGUUGUAGCAAAGCCCAAAUGUUUCACGAGACAAAAAAGAUCUAUAAUCUUGAUGUUUUUUUGUGAUAGUAUACAAAAUCAGAACUAUCAACAUCCACCUGGGACAUCUGUAAGUCAAAAAGUUUAUGUUCACACAAGUGAUUCAGAAGAAAGGCACUUUGACAUUUCUCUUUAUAGUUAUAUUGACAAGCUGGCCACGGAUCAGUCAAUUCUGAUUCAGUAUAAAUGGUCAAACACACUAGAGAGCGGUUCAGGUUUUCCCACAACUUAGAGGAUGUUUACCAUGUCUAUAAGGCCUGGGGAAGUUAGCCUUAAUUUGCCCUUAAAACAAAUUUGAGUAUAACUUCUGUUUAGGGACCACCAACAUUUUUUCAGAGAGGUUCCUAAAGUCUUGCAGGUCUACUUUAGUGUGAUCAAAAACCCCACAUGAACAAAUUGACCCCUUUGCGGUCCCUCGAGCAUUAGUUUACUACAGAGGGUUUAACAUAAAUCACUCAAUUAGCAACAAUGACAUUUAACUAUUUGAGGAAGAUAGCAACACAGCUGCAUUGUAACAUGUAGACAAGAUGAGAUAAUAUUUGAAGAACAGCAACGAUGUGCCGAUGAUUAGUCAUAUAUGUUAGCAGUGAUGGCAAUUGUUGCUAGCUUAGCUGAUAAACUGCCUUUGUAAACAUUUUCUACAUUGUGUGUCUGCUUGUUUUUAGAGGUUUUUAACAUUUUAAAAGGGUGAUUUUGAGUUGCCACAGACCCAAAAGUAUGCGUGACUUUUGGUUCAAAAAAGAAGCCAUUAUAAACACUUUUGAAUCUGCCAUGAGGGACUGAUUUUACUCAGUGUUGGUAUGUUAACUGAUCUUAAGUGUAUUUGACGGUUAUGUUAUUGAGCUCAGGUUAACGUUUUCCUGAGGCAGCCUUUCACACAUUGACACACAAGAGUUCCCUGACUUCUACCCUGCAGUUAUUUCUACUAUACAUACAUACAUACAUACAUACAUUAUUGUGUACAGUACCCCAACUAAAUCUGUUGGAUCUUAAAUGUAAAGCAGGUGUCAUUUACAUUCAACUGCAGCAGUACCUGAAUUCUGCAUCUAGGCUAAAUAAAGGAUAUUACAUCAGCGUUACACCCACACAACUUGUGUGCACUGCUCACAUCUCCAAGACAGUCAAUUCUUGGCAUUAUAUUAGACGUUUGUUCCCAUAUUACAUGUCUUGCUGAUAUAGUGCGGGAGUGUUGCAGGUGCUGGUUCUCUACAGUGUUGUCAGUCAUGGACCAACACACUGCAGUUCAAAUUGUUGGUCUCACAGGCCUAAAUCAUAACCACAGUGGUAAUACAACUGAGCUGUACUGUAUGAGCUGUGUCAAAUAAUGGAUGUGAACACAUGUUGUCAUGAUCCUGAGGUUAGUGUGGGAGGGUACAAUAAGAGAACUUAUUGAACUGCCAAUAUACAAGCAUAAUAAUUUACCAAUAAAGACCUAUGGCACCUUUAGCAAACCAGUUAAUGUUUAGGUCUAUUCAAUAUAUUCAAAAAGAUAAAAAUACAUUUUAAACACUUUUUUCUUGUAAUUCACAAAAUUAUUUUAAUUCGUCCCAUUUUCUAUUGGCUUUGGUUUCUAUUCCAGCCUCUUACUUCAUUUGACUGUAUGUGUCAAAAGCCAGGCUAGAUCUUGUCUACUUGCCAGUGUCAAACAAAUCCUGCCCACCUUUCAAGGUCACAUAUUAUGCAAAAUACACUUUACUAUGUUUUUCGAACACUAAUGUUUCCCCUAGUCUGUCUACAUAUCCCCAGUUAUGAGCAAAUUCCACCCUCUCCAUCUUUUGCCUGCUCCACGUUUUCAGAAAAUAUGUAAUUAAACAGAUUUUCCCUUUCUGACAUCACAAAGGGCAGUAUCCCCUCCCCCAGGUGGGUGACAUUGCCACAGCUAGGUGUUUGUUGUACCCUCAGAAUCUGCGUAAACAAUUGAGCAAGAAACAUUCCCUUCUGGAGGGGGCGUUGUCAGAUACAAAUUACCUGCAUUUAAAGGUACAGACCCAGGAACAGCCUGUUCUGAGCAGGGCUGAAAUUGAGGUGUUUAUAGGCGUGCUAAAAUACAGGAUCAGAGUAGAUUUUUGGCAGGAAACUUCACAUACAUGUUGUGAGGGCCUCGGAGACUUGUGUAAGGUUGAAAAUAAUAAUAAUAUCUAAUAUAGUGACCUUAAAGUAAUGCUUUUUUUGUUUAUUUCUUUUGAGAAUUAAGAACUAAUGUAACGUUUUACACAUUCAUUUUUUUUUGAAUGAUUUUCUCUAAGUCAUGGCUUUAUAAAACAUUUUCUCCAACAUGUCAUUCUAAUGGAAACAUGAUGUUACUAAACCUGUGUUAUUAGUUGGACUUGCUAUAAACUGAUAAACCGUCUUGUUGCUGAGAUCAACUACAGCCCCCCCCAAAUCCUGAGUUAUAGUUAAGAAGGUCUAAGUUGAUGGGAAACUGGUCCCUAUUCAUUUAACAUGAACCUGGUUCUAACAGCAGAAAUAAAACUGGUCAAUGCUUUUCAUACUUAGACAGGUCCUCCUAAUGGAUGUGCAUUAAUCCACCGUUCCUAUUCUAUAAUAGUUCACAGGAAAAUAGUAGCUUCAAUGACGUUAACUGAUAUUUGAUACUAAUGUUUGUAAAAUCCUACAACUUACCAUUUCACUGGCAAUUCUCUUUUGGAGGCACUGUUCCAUGUCAGAUAUCUGGUCAGCGUUUUUGUAUUUUGAUGCCAUGUAAUAAAGAUACAGAGCCGACCCUGGACAUGUACCUGUUAAGAGCCUGUGUUUGGAUACGUGUAUGUAGAAGAGGAUGAUGACAGCUGUUGGUUUCUGACUGACAUUAAGGGCACAUCUUCUGUCUUAUAUUAUGUAAAUAAAAAACACCAAGUAUAUUUAAUAAGGAAA
This is a messenger RNA of Labrus bergylta (ballan wrasse), 8565 nucleotides long. It is a transcript of the gene gucy1a2, whose product is annotated as guanylate cyclase 1, soluble, alpha 2. Gene Ontology annotation, cellular component: guanylate cyclase complex, soluble. The record is from RefSeq and is a predicted model, not a curated record. NCBI's taxonomy places the organism in Eukaryota, Metazoa, Chordata, Actinopteri, Labriformes, Labridae. Gene Ontology annotation, biological process: cGMP biosynthetic process; response to oxygen levels. Gene Ontology annotation, molecular function: heme binding; guanylate cyclase activity.